AUGCCACAAAACAAGAGAAAUGCACUUGCAACGUUAUUCUUAGUUGCCUGGAAACUUGGCGCGGGCAUAUUAAUUGUUUUGGGAGGCAUUCAAUUACAUGCAAUAAAUCAUUACACCCUAGAACUCUGUUCAGUUCAGUCGGCCACCGUUAUAAACAGUAGGUCUACGUUUAAACUACCAUUUAUAGCUGUUUGGAUUGUUACAGUUAUUGCUGUUCAGAAUAAUUCCUAUAAUCCGAAUAGUAUCAACAGAACAAUAAUAUUUUAUGAUAAUACAGCUGCCAAUUCAGAUACAUAUUCGUGGCAGAGAGUGAAUACAUAUCAAGUCAAUCAUACAUAUCCAUGUUAUAUAUAUCUACCAAUCUUAGCUAAUUACACCACACAAAUUCAAUGGAAAAGACGCUCUAGAUCGAAAGCAAUUGGUUUCAUAGUUGGUGGAAUAUUCCUUUUAAUUUUUGGACUUUGUAUUAGUUGUUGUUGUUAUUGUUAUAUGUCAAGUUGCAAUGGUGAUGACAGUGAUCAAAGAGGAGAUUCUUCUAAUAAUCAACAUACUAGAUUAUCAGAGACGCCAAUGACAGUGAGAUCAACUCGACCAACUGAAAGAGUUGUCGAGCCACCGCCGCCACCUCCAUUUUCAUCAGAAAUGCCACCACCAAGAUAUAGUCAAGUUGUCUCACUUAGGACUGUCACAUUAACGUUACGUUAG
Molecule: messenger RNA, 705 nt
Organism: Didymodactylos carnosus
Lineage: Eukaryota; Metazoa; Rotifera; Eurotatoria; Philodinida; Philodinidae
Source: the annotation of a GenBank genome assembly